AUGGAUUAUGCUUCAAUAUCAUCAUACUCAUCGUUGCUGGAUUCAUCAUGCGAAUGCAAUGGAGCUGUUCGGAUGGAUUACCCAUUAGAAUAUAACCAAGUUGACGUUUUGGGUUCUUGUAAUGGCUUAAUUUGCAUGGGUAUUUCAAGUGACAUUUUGGGUGCUAGUAUGCUUUGCAAGGACGCUAGUAUUUGUAUAUGGAACCCAUCAACCAGGGAGUAUAAGAAAAUACCGGUACAUAAGCGUGAUUUCAGUCUUUACUCAGAUAAUCGUUGCAAUAGAUAUGGGUUUGGUUAUGAUCACAUCAUCGAUGACUACAAGUUAGUAAGGAUCUCGGAAAACGAAACCUCGAGUUGCUUUGAAGUUGAAGUUUAUACAUUAGGGUCAAGUACAUGGAGUUGCACUCGAGCAAGUCCUUACACAUUUCCUUAUGAAAGAAGAUUCCGUGGUUUGCUUUUCAAUGGAGCUCUUCAUUGGUUAGGUGUUGCAGUCACUCAAGAAAACUCUCCUGAAGUUAUUGUGUCUUUUGAUAUUAGCAGUGAGAAAGUCCUUGAGUUGCCAUUAUUACCAGAACAAACUACGUUGUAUCAAGGAAAUCGAAAAGCCCGUAGAAAUCUAGGAACAUUGGGUGAUUGUCUUUGUUUAGUCUCAAAUAUCCCUCGGAUUCGUACCGAUAUAUGGGUGAUGAGGAAGUAUGGAGUUGAUGCAUCUUGGACUAAACAAUUCACAUGUUCCCAGCAAAUAAUACCCAAAUAUCUUUACUCGAAGCCCAUAUGGUCUCUUCAAAAUGGGGAAUUUCUGAUUGAUGUCGACUAUGGGUUUGUAUAA
Molecule: messenger RNA, 828 nt
Organism: Papaver somniferum (opium poppy)
Lineage: Eukaryota; Viridiplantae; Streptophyta; Magnoliopsida; Ranunculales; Papaveraceae
Product: F-box/kelch-repeat protein At3g06240-like
Exons: 1
Coding region: 1-828 (275 amino acids)
Source: RefSeq, a predicted model, not a curated record